Molecule: messenger RNA, 1645 nt
Organism: Pristis pectinata (smalltooth sawfish)
Lineage: Eukaryota; Metazoa; Chordata; Chondrichthyes; Rhinopristiformes; Pristidae
Product: cysteine and histidine-rich domain-containing protein 1-like
Exons: 12
Coding region: 72-1454 (460 amino acids)
Source: RefSeq, a predicted model, not a curated record
GUCUUAUGACCUGACUCGCCUAUGAGGAAGAUGGUUAGUAUUCAAAUCGCUUUAGGCAGACGGAGGAAGAUAUGGUUGGAAAUAAUGAAAAACUGGAGAAGGAGAACAGUGUGGAAAAUAAUUUCUGUUCUCGGUCAGGACGAAUCAGAGCUGUACUGAAAGGAAACUCAAUAUCCAGAGGGAAAGGCCGCAGAAGAUGCUUCUGGAACAGACUGCAACCAUUUAAGUUCUGCGGAACCGGAUCUGACUUGAAAUUCCUGGGUCAAAGCGCACAAAGUGAAAGUGAUUUGAUGUCCGAGCUGUGUUAUAACCGUGGCUGCGGACUCCGUUUCGAACCGCACAGUAACACAGGCGAUGCUUGCUGUUACCAUCCUGGCGUUCCCAUAUUCCAUGAUGCACUCAAGGGAUGGUCAUGCUGCAAAAAGAAGACAACUGACUUUUCAGAAUUUCUGGCAAUCCCGGGAUGCACCAAAGGUCGGCACUCCAAUGUGAAGCCGCCAGAGUCCCUGAAACCCGAAAUAACAUGUACCAAGGAUGGAGCAGAUAACUUGAAGCCAGGGACUGCCACUGAGUACAUCAUGAAGGGUCCCAAGUCAGCAGAGCUGAUGAAGAAAGAAAGACCAAGUUCUGACGAACCAAUGGUAAAACUGCCUCAGAGAGUCUCCAAGUCACUGCAGGAGUCCCUGGACAAGCUCAGUGAAUCAAAUCAGAAAACGGACACAAAGAAAGAGGACGACAUCAGUGGUGGAGUUAAAGUGGGCACUUUGUGUAAAAAUGCUGGCUGUAAGAAGACAUUUCUGGGGCCGGAGAGCGAUCGGGAGACAUGCAACUUUCAUCCCGGAAUACCCAUCUUCCAUGAAGGAAUGAAGUACUGGAGCUGCUGUAAGAUAAAGACCACUGAAUUUGAUGAAUUCCUUGAACAGCCUGGCUGUGUUAGGGGCAAGCAUCUCUGGACCAAGAAAGAAUCAGAUAAAAAACUGGUUGGCUGCCGGCAUGAUUGGCAUCAGACUGGCAGUAUGGUGGUCCUUACAGUUUAUGCAAAAACCUCCAACCCAGAGCACAGCUACGUAGAUGCUAACCAGACAAUGUUGACUAUCCACAUCAUGUUUGAAAAGGAUAAAGUUUUUCACAAAGUAUUAAACCUAUGGGGUGUUAUAGAUACAAAUAAAAGCUUUGUCAAUAUGGGCCCAACAAAAGUGGAAAUCAGCCUUCAGAAAAUGGAUCCUGUGACCUGGGCCAAACUUGAACUGCCACCUCGUAAAGUUGAAGAGAAGGAAGAAAAGAAAGACAAAGAAGAGAAAGAAGAAAGCCAAAAAGAAGAGAAAGUAAAGGAGAGUAAACCUAUAGCCCAGGAGUUAAAUGAAAUGUACUUGGGAGAUGAACCACCACCUCUAGAAGAUGAUGAGUCUGAUGAUAGUUUAGGACUUUCUGAUACUGAUGAAGAAUUUGAUUGAUGAUUCAUUCGAUGUUGGGUAGCAGCAUUCAAGAUCCAACAGCAUAAAUAGCAAAGUACUGCAAUUUUAUGCAGUUUCACUUUUCUGAUAUUGUGUAUGUGAUUAUCUUAUUCUGAAACGUAGUUUGCAGUGUGGAUUAUCCACUGAAAAUUAAAAUCUUUGCAGAAUGUAAAAAAAAUGCAAAUAAAUGA